This is a messenger RNA of Microplitis demolitor, 3410 nucleotides long. RefSeq names its product dual specificity protein phosphatase 10. The coding region runs from base 34 to 1932 and encodes 632 amino acids. The record is from RefSeq and is a predicted model, not a curated record. Gene Ontology annotation, cellular component: cytoplasm; cytosol. NCBI's taxonomy places the organism in Eukaryota, Metazoa, Arthropoda, Insecta, Hymenoptera, Braconidae. Gene Ontology annotation, molecular function: protein tyrosine/threonine phosphatase activity; MAP kinase tyrosine/serine/threonine phosphatase activity. The transcript has 5 exons. Gene Ontology annotation, biological process: protein dephosphorylation; negative regulation of MAPK cascade.
AUAUACAUAUACAGAAAUAUAAAGAAAAAAAAUAUGAGUGCUCAAAUAUCAACAGCGAGACCAACAGACGCUCAGUCUCCGUUAAACCGUUCGCGGUCUCCGAUAAUUACUUCCAGUGAUAUUAAUAAUAGAAUUGUGGACAAGUGCAAAGUUAAUCUGGAAGUUAUCAAAGCUGGAGUAAAACGACCCGCGAAUUUUGAAAUUGAUAAACCGAAAUUACUGCUGACUGUCGGACAAGAUAUUAAUAAUCAUAAUAAUAAUAAUAAAAAUAAAGAUAUAAGUAUGCCAUCGUUAACGAGAAAGUGUUCUACUAUUCCGCGGAUUAAACGACUUAAUUUUCAACAUUUUAAAGUAUCAGCACCACCGUCAGCCCAAGUUUCAAACAAAAAAAGCCUAAAAAUGUCAACCCUAGUCUACGAACCCGUUUCACGUCCCCGCGAUAAUUUAAAACUGGCAUUAAAUCGGAGCCUCUCUGAACCAGGACCGGGUCCAACUGAGCGUUACUUAAUGACGCCGACUUCUCCCACUCUUUCGACGAUAUCCUCCAGCAGCAGCAAUCAGGAUGCAAGCGGCGGAAGUACAAACAGUAUCGAUAUUGGUGAUGAUUUACACCGCAUGCAUAAUCAACACUCGUACAAUCUUCAGUACCAGCAUUUUAAUUAUAUAAGAAGUGUCUUACCCACCAGUUCGUGUUCAAAACGUUCAAAACUUGACGUAAGCUCUGGUGAAAUGGGAGGCGGGAGUUUACCAACGAGUCCUUGUUUACCUGACGGUGGAAACUUGCAGCGACAAUUAAUUUUGCACAAGUCGCGGACUAUUGAACCUGACGUUCUCGCCAGCAGAAUUAAUACGUCAACGGAUCUGGUUCUGCUUGACUGCCGGCCCUUUACGGUUUAUAAUACGAAUCAUAUUCGUGGUGCUAUUAAUUUAAAUUGCUGUGACCGAAUUAAUAGGAAGCGAUUGAUGCAGAAAAAAGUAACACUCGCGGAUCUCGCGCCUGAAAAAAAUGACAAAGAUUUAUUGAGACGUAAAAAUUAUCGGCAAGUUAUUUUGUAUGAUGACUGUACUGAUGAUUUGGAGCAUUUGCCCCAAGAACAUCCGAUUUUUUUGGUACUCACUGCACUUAUUGAAGAUAAAAAAGAACCUGUUGUUCUUCUUGGAGGUCACCGAGAAUUCCAGCGGAGACAUCGUGACCUUUGUGAGGACACACUUUUACCGGGCAACUCAUUGUCUCUGUCACCAUCUGGAUGCCCAAGUCCUGGACCAGGAUGUCCGGUGAUAAUGGGACCGCCGACACCGCAGCCAGCUGACAUUGAUAACCAUCCAGCGUCACGUGUCCUGCCGUUUCUUUAUUUGGGCAACGGCCGCGAUGCCGCUGAUUUACAAUUACUCCAGGCGCUUGGUGCUACUCGCGUUCUAAAUGUUACGUCACAAUUACCUGGUUAUCAUGAGUCACGUGGUAUUACGUAUCUUCAAAUACCCGCGAAUGAUUCAGGACAUCAAAACUUGAAGCAGUACUUCGAGCAAGCUUUCGAUUUUAUUGAGGAAGCAAGAAAUGCUGGUAGUAGUGUGUUAGUACAUUGUCAAGCCGGCAUAUCACGUAGUGCAACAAUAGCAAUUGCAUACAUAAUGCGUCACAAGGGCCUCGCAAUGAUCGACGCAUACAAACUCGUUAAAAAUGCUCGCCCCAUUAUAAGUCCGAAUUUGAAUUUUAUGGGACAAUUGUUGGAGCUUGAACAAGGUUUAAAGGCAGCUAAUGAUUGUCUACAACAACCACAACCACAGCAACAACAAGAACAAGAACAAGAACAAUCGCAACAACAACAACAACAACAACAAGAACAACAACAGCAAUCGCAAGAAGAACCAAAAAAUUGUCAUUUUCACUGGAGCCAUAAUAACGAUAAAGUUUCUUCUGGCUGCAGUAUAUAAACUAUUACUAUUAAAUACGCGUAAUUAUCAAUGUUUACAUAUCUUAACGACGUGUCUUUAAAAAAAAAAAAUAUCCGGUAAUUGCCGCGCCCGCGCUUCGAUCAUAACUCGCUUCAAAGGCUGACAAUUAAAAGGAAAAAUAUCUAAUUAAUUAAUUAAAUAAUUAUUAAUGCGAGUAGAUUGAGGCCGGAUAAUUCAUUAUUUUAUUUUAUUAUUAUUAUUAUUAUUAUUAUUAUUUUUUUUUUUUUUUUUUUGAAAAUGAGAUUGUACUUAGAAAAAUAUAAGACAGGGAUUUUUUGUUUGAAUUUUUUAAGACUGGACGGUGUUACUUCUCGUAGAUUGGGCAUUAUCUUUUUAAAUAUUUACUUUAGGAAAAAAUUGAUAGAGUAAAUAUCUAGUAAAUAAAUAAAUUAAUAAAAAUGGUCCUUGACCUUAUCACAUUAUCUCAAAUCCUCACAAAGUUACGACCAAUUUAAAAUUAAAUAAUUUAAUUUCGUCUUAUCGUUAACUAAAAAUGUUUUUAUUUAUUCGAUAAAAUAAAAACCUGGCCAAAUUACCUCACUUGCUGUCUAAAUUCGCUUCCCUUCCAUCAUUCGGCACGAAAAUAUUUUUUAUAUUUAAACGAAUACGCCCACGAGAAGUACGAAAAAUCUGCAAGUGAAAAAAAAAAAUGGCGGCCGCGCUCUUCCUUGAACAUUUUUGUUUUACCCCUUCCUAUUUUAUUAUUGAAUUUGUUCCUGUAGCAUUUAAGGAUCAUUAGGAUCCAAAGUGAUCUAGUCGUUCGGGACAUUUUGCCGCAUCUAAAAAAAUAAAAAAGUAUAAAUAAUUUUUUUUUUUUUUUUUUUUUACGAUAGAUUUCAGUAUUCAUCGGUAGCUUACAUUAAUUAACGGUUUAAUUAAUCAGUAAAUUAAUUUAAUAGACGUGUAAAUAUACCAAAUAUAAAAUGCAAGGAAUGAGUCAAUCGUAUGAACGAAAGAUGUAUAUUUAUAUUAAUGGAUGUAUUGAUAAAUUGAUUAAUGAUGAAAAAAUGGCCUACAGAUAACCUCAACUUGACAAUAAAACAAAAUAAUUACAUAUCAAUAAAUAAAAACGCCUUUUAAAUUACGUAAUUAUAAAAUAUUAAAAUGAUAACAGGUCAUAUUUUUUUAAUUAUUAAAAGAUGUAAAAUACUUUAAUAAAUGUAAAUAGAAAUAAUUAACAAAAUAUUAUAUUGAUUUGAGGUUAAUUUGAGUAAGAGUGAAUUUUGAGAUAAUAAUUAAUUGCGAGUAUUGUUUAUUUAUAAAUUUAAUAAUUAAUAAGCGAAUCCCAACGAAACGUUAAUUUUUGAGGUUAGAGGGAGUUUAUAGAUUAAGUGUAGAUAUUAUUAAGCAAUUAAUUUAAUAAAAGUAAUUACGUGUGUAAAUGGAUAUUUAAUAUUGAAAGAGGAUAUUUUAUAAAUAUUAAUUAUUGAUUAAUAAAGAAUUGAUGGUAAAUAUUA